Messenger RNA from Solanum stenotomum, 1086 nucleotides. Its product is annotated as PTI1-like tyrosine-protein kinase At3g15890. Lineage: Eukaryota; Viridiplantae; Streptophyta; Magnoliopsida; Solanales; Solanaceae. Gene Ontology annotation, biological process: protein phosphorylation. The transcript is spliced from 5 exons. Gene Ontology annotation, molecular function: protein kinase activity; ATP binding. The record is from RefSeq and is a predicted model, not a curated record. The coding region runs from base 3 to 869 and encodes 288 amino acids.
GGAUGAGAAACGAGGAGAAGAAGAGUGUGUCAAUUGAGGCAAUCCGAAAGAAGUUUUCAGAAUGGGGGUGUUGGCCUUAUCAGUACCAAAUGUACAACUUACACGAGGGAUUUAGAGAUAUUUCCCGUUUGCCUUACCCUUUGUCCAUGAGUUCCAGCCGUGAAGUUUUAAUGGAUGAUGAUGAUGGUUUUUAUGAAGAAUGCAAGCGUUACCAAGGCUUCGACUUCUCCAUUGAGCCUACGAUGGUUGGUGAGGCGAAGCAUUGCAGCUACUCUGAGUUGGACAAGAUGACUAAUUUCAAGAAUCCUGCAGAAAUUCAAAAAACUUUUACAGGAAGACUGUUCCGUGGCAUUAUUGUUGAAGGAUCUGUAACAAGACCGGCUAUUGUAAAGACAUGGGAUUAUCUCCUUCCUAUGAAACCUGGGAAUGCUCCACGUCUAGAUAAAUUUUGUGAUGAGAUUGAGUUAUUAACAGAUGAAAGAGCAAAUACACAUCCAAAUUUGGUGAAGUUGUAUAGGUAUUGUUUUGAUACGAGGCUUGCAGUUGUCUACGAUGCAAAAUUCACCAGUGUACUGUUGUCGGAUGUGCUUCUAUCGGAUGACUUUGGGUGGAAUGAUCGGAUGAAAGUGGCAACCCAACUUGCAGAUCUCUUCUCAUGGUUGCAUGAUAAGGGGACUGCAGUUGGUUGUGUUACUGCUUCAUGCAUUAUGAUAGAUGAGGAAGUAAACAUAAAAGUAUUUGACUUUGGGUACGUAUCAAAUCAUGUGAACGAAGAUACUAAUAUUCCUGUAAAAGUUCGUGUUGGCUCGGAUGCUCCAGAGAUUUGGAAAGGCAUGUUUGCUCUGACCUCUGAUAAUUUCAUGCUCUAGAUUUAAGUUUUUUCGUAUAGUUUUCUCUGUAUUACAUGAUGCAACACUGUUUGUUUGAGGUCUAGGUUUCAUCAAUUAAAACUCACAACUUUUUUCCAUUUCUUUGCGUUCUUCUCUUUGUUAUUCUCUAAUUGGAAUAUAUGCCAGAUAGAGACCAUGGUUAGUUAUGAAACUAUGAUAGAAGACCUAUAUGAUUGAGAUAAACCCAAAUAGUCAA